Molecule: messenger RNA, 1517 nt
Organism: Rosa rugosa (rugosa rose)
Lineage: Eukaryota; Viridiplantae; Streptophyta; Magnoliopsida; Rosales; Rosaceae
Product: protein ALP1-like
Exons: 1
Coding region: 65-1351 (428 amino acids)
Source: RefSeq, a predicted model, not a curated record
CAUUCACACACUCUUUUAACACUUCACACUGAACUCUCCGGCCAGUAACCAAACUCCACCGCCGAUGGCCGCCGUCAGCAUUGGCGGAGCAGCCAAGAACACCGCCAAACGCGGCAAGCAGAAGAACAAGAACCACCACACUCCGCCGCUCGAUCAACGAAACCUCCUCAGCCUCGUCACCUCCGCCACCUCACUCGCCCACUCCUUCCUCUCCCAAAACGACCUCCUCCUCCUCCCCUCCCAAACCCUAACCCUAGAGACCCUCCUCUCCUCCGCCUCCUCCGCCCUCUCCCCCCUCCUCGUCCACUCAUCUCCCCCGCCGCCGCAACCACCGCCGCCUCCUCCUCCUCAAGAAUGCUGGUUCCGCCGCUUCCUCUCCUCCUCCGCCGCCGGCGACUCGCCGUGGCGCCACGCUUUCCGCAUGUCCGAACACUCGUUCUCUAUCCUUCUCUCCAUCCUCUCCCCAUUUCUGAGCUCCGCAAUCCCUUCGAUUCCGCCCAACUACGCCCUCGCCGCCGCGAUUUACCGCCUCGCCCACGGCGCCACCUACAAGGCGGUCGGCCGGCGCUUCGGGAUGGACUCGGCGGAGGCCUGCCGGGCUUUCUACGCCGUCUGCAAGUGGGUGAAUGAUAAAUUAGGGAGCUUGUUUGAGCUCCGGUCCGAUAUGGCUCGGAUUGUUGGGGGUUUCGGGUGGAUUUCGCUGCCGAAUUGCUGUGGGGUGUUAGGGUUUGGGAGAUUUGGGGUUAGUGGUGAAAUGCUGGGGCCAAAUGGGUCGCUGUUGGUUCAGGCAUUGGUGGAUUCUGAAGGGAGGUUUCUGGAUGUUUCGGCUGGCUGGCCGAGCACAGUGAAACCGGAAGCGAUUUUCCGGCAGAGUAAGCUGUAUUUGGGUGUGGAGGAGUCCAGGGAGUUGUUGAAUGGUCCUGUUCAUGAGCUCAGUGAUGGCAAUGCGCUUCCUCAGUACAUAUUGGGGGAGUCUUGCUUUCCUCUGUUGCCUUGGCUUUUGACUCCGUAUGUGAGAUCAAAUGAGGAAGAGGAGAAGGCGUUUAACUCGGCGCAUGGUCGCGCAAUGGGGCUGGUUGGGACGGCAUUUGCGAGGGUGAGGGCUCGGUGGCAGCUGCUGAGUAGGGAGUGGAAGGAAGAGUGUGUGGAGUUUUUGCCGUUUGUGGUGGUUACUGGCUGUCUGCUGAAUAAUUUUCUGAUCAAGUGUAGUGAGCCGCUGCCGGAUGACAAUGUGGGGUGCUUGAGGGAGGAGGAGCUUCUUCAGGUGUUCGAAGGACUGGUGGAUGAGAGUGGCGAGAGGAUUAGGGAUGUGCUUGCCACGCACUUGAGCCGGGUAAGCCUAAGAAGAUGAACGUACACUACUGUUGCCUCCUGCUAUAUUAGAUUUGGAGAGAGUUUUUGUGUUUUGGAUCACCUUGAUUUGGUCUGCUUCCACUGCAUAUAUGUAUAUGACAUGCAUAUGUGAUUUUGAAUGUAAAUAGAGAAUGAGGAUCACUAAUGUCAAGGUUUCUUUUGUC